Anguilla rostrata (American eel) is the source of this 5886-nucleotide messenger RNA. RefSeq names its product SH3 and PX domains 2Aa (gene sh3pxd2aa). The coding region runs from base 715 to 4086 and encodes 1123 amino acids. The record is from RefSeq and is a predicted model, not a curated record. Gene Ontology annotation, molecular function: phosphatidylinositol binding; protein binding; superoxide-generating NADPH oxidase activator activity. The transcript has 15 exons. Gene Ontology annotation, cellular component: cytoplasm. NCBI's taxonomy places the organism in Eukaryota, Metazoa, Chordata, Actinopteri, Anguilliformes, Anguillidae. Gene Ontology annotation, biological process: superoxide anion generation.
CACUCUGGAGUUUCAUUCAUUCAUUAUCUGGAUAAGCAUUUUCAAACUUGUAGGAAAGCCCGACCUUCUUUUCAGGAGGCAGGCUAUACCUUCUGUUGCGGAGUACCAGCCCUCAGUCUCGCUCCAGGCGAAAAGCGCGAGGCAAGCCCAUUACUUUGCCAAACCGCGUUGAGCUUCCGGACGUACGAGCACGGCUAGCCGUACUCCAGGCGUUCAGCGGCUCUCCAGCCGGCUCAUUUCCUUUCACCGAAACGUAUUGAGGGGGCAGACUGAGGAGAGACAGCCAUUGUCAACCACACAAAGGACCUCACUCCUCGACAUAAAGGAUGCCGUUUUCAACACGCGACCACCAGUUGUGAUCAGUAUCCGAAUAAGUUUUCCAAGUUGGAGUUAUGUGAAUGUUGGCGGCAUGCAGGAUGUUUCGUUUGGACUAGCGGACUCGGUAAUGCAAGACAUAGCCUAACAAUAAAUUUAGUGUUUGGUGUGGACAGCCAGUUUGCUGCUCAAUCCACAUGUAGGAAAGCGUUCAUUUCCAAGCGGGGUAAAAAAAAAAAAAAAAAACGCGUGUUCUUACUGCUCGUUAUUACUCCAGGCAUAUCUCCUCGUGAUUUUUUAAGCACGCUCCCUAAACUGCAUUUACUGGAACCGGGUUUUAUACUUUAUAAAGUAUAAAGUACAGUUUGCAUAAAGCGAACUGCAAUCUACAUUUUCAAGAUGCGACGUAGGACAGUUGUGGACGUGAAAGUCGUGAAUGUGGAGAAGAGGCGCAAUCCUUCCAAACACUACGUGUACCUCAUCAACGUCACGUACUCCGACUCCAGCUCCCACACCAUCUACAGAAGAUACAGCAGAUUCUUCGACCUCCAGAUGCAGAUCCUUGACAAAUUCCCAAUUGAGGGAGGACAGAAAGACCCCAAGAAACGGAUCAUCCCGUUCUUACCAGGCAAGAUCCUGUUCCGACGAAGUCAUGUCCGAGACGUGGCGAUGAAAAGGCUGCGCUUCCUCGAUGAUUACUGCAGAGCUCUGGUGCGACUUCCCACUCAGAUCUCCCAGAGUGAAGAGGUCCUGAGAUUCUUCGAGACGAAACCGGACGACCUCAACCCCCCUAAAGAGGACUUCAGCACCUCCAAGCGCAAGUCAGGCGUGGACGGCGCCGACCCCAUGGUGCUGGAGCAGUACGUGGUGGUGGCCAGCUACGAGAAGCAGGAGAGCUCCGAGAUCAGCCUGCAGGCCGGGGAGCUGGUGGACGUCAUCGAGAAGACAGAGAGCGGCUGGUGGUUUGUCAGCACGGCGGAGGAGCAGGGCUGGGUCCCAGCCACGUACCUGGACUCUCAGAGCGGCACGCGGGACGACCUGGAGCUCAGCACCUCCAGGACGGGGGAAGUUACUAAGCGGAGAAAGGCUCACCUGAAGAGGCUGGACCGGCGAUGGACGCUGGGCGGCAUCGUCAACCGACAGCAGAGCCGAGAGGAGAAGUACAUCACCGUGCAGCCGUACAGCAGCCAGGGGAAGGACGAGAUCGGGUUCGAGAAAGGGGUCACCGUGGAGGUCAUCCAGAAGAACCUGGAGGGAUGGUGGUAUAUCAGGCACCAGGGCAAGGAAGGCUGGGCCCCCGCCUCGUACCUGAAGAAGAUGAAGGAGGACUUCUCCUCCCAACGCAAGAAGACCCUGGGGGGCCCCGUGGAGAUCAUCGGGAACAUCAUGGAGAUCAGCAACCUGCUGAACAAGAAGGCGGUGAGCGAGAAGGACGUGCAGACGGACGGCACGCCCGAGGAGCCCCCCGCCGCCAAGAGGGAGAUCAGCCUCCCCAUCCCCUGCGAGGACCCCGGCAGUGGCGCCGCCCUGCUGGACGGGAGGGGGAGAGCGGAGCCGGGGUCCCCUGCCGUGGCCCGCAUCGCCCCGCACCGCGUGGAGAUCGGCGUACAGGCUUUAGGUAUGCCACCUCUUCAAAGGUUAAAGUGCAAGCGCCGUUCAGGUUCUCCGAACCUGAGACAGAAACCGCCACCACGGAGAGAAGCCAGCCUGGGAUUUCAGUUACCAAAGCCACCAGAGCCCCCAACUGUUGAGGCAGAGUACUACACCAUCGCAGAGUUCCAGUCCUGUAUAUCUGAUGGCAUCAGCUUCCGUGGAGGACAGAAGGCUGAUGUCAUAGAGAAGAACUCGGGUGGCUGGUGGUACGUACAGAUUGGGGAAAUGGAGGGUUGGGCCCCCUGCUCCUACAUAGACAAAAGAAAGAAGCCCAACCUGAACAGGAGGACCAGCACGCUGACCAGGCCGAAAGUCCCGCCCCCGGCCCCGCCAGUCAAGAAGCAGGACUCCGAGGAGUCGGCCCCGCCCAGCAGCCCCGCCUCCAAAGCCCAGCCCGAGUCGCCCAGCAAGCCGGCGUACGAGGAGCCGGAGUACGACAUACCGGCGGUGGGGUGCGACCUGGAGCCAGAGCCGGAUUCUCCGCCCGCCGGGGAGCCCGCGGGGGAGGGGAGACGCGAGGACGCGCCCCCCGAAAAGCGCUCCCAGCCGCCCCCCCUGCGGACCGCGUCCUUCAAGGUGGGGGGGUCCGCCGAGGACGUCGCCAAGGAGGAGGAGGAGUCCGUCUACGAGAACGACGGCUUCAGGCCCUGCGUGGAGGACGCGGCGUCCGGGAGGGAGUCCAGCGGCGACUCGGACUCCCCGAAAACGAGCUCCGCCUUCUCCGCGGCUCGCCGAGGCCUGCCGUCCCGGUCGUCGCUGGGGAGCGGGAAGGCCGCGAGGAAGGUCCAGCCCGAGCUGGCCAGGAGCCAGUCCCUAACCAAAGCCGAGGGGGUCAGUCCCAGGUCCUCCUCAGACGAAUCCGCUCGGGCCGGGCCCAAGCAGGCGGGCGCCAGGAAGGACGUGGACCUCAGGACGGGCCAGAGUCCCUCCACCAAGCCCAAGCCCGUGGUGCGACCCAAACCCCUGCUGGCCAAACCCGAGGGCCCGAGCCCGGAGAAGAUGGACAUCAGCACCCUCCGGCGCCAGCUGCGGCCCACCGGCCAGCUGAAGCCCGGGCCGAAGGCCUCCCGCGGGGAGGACUCGGAGACGGCCUCCGUCAUCUCCUCCGAGGACUCGGUCAGCUCGCGGAGCACCUCCGACCUCUCCAGCACCUACUCCAAGGGCAGCCGGGGCGACUCCGACUUCGAGGGCCCCCUCUACCGCACCACGGACAGCUACGAGAAGGUGCAGGACUCGGAGGUCAGCUUCGCGGCGGGCGUGGAGGUGGAGGUGCUGGAGAGGCAGGAGAGCGGCUGGUGGUACGUCCGGUGCGGGGACGCGGAGGGCUGGGCGCCCACCUACUACCUGGAGCCCGCGCGCCCCCCGCAGCCCGACGCGGCGGGCUCGGAGUCCGACGGCCCGCCCGCCAAACAGGGCAGCAUGAGCAAGUCCAACAGCCUGGAGAAGAACGAGCAGCGGGUGCAGGCCCUCAACAACAUCAACCAGAGCAUGCGCCGCGGCACCCCGCCCGUCCCGUCCAAGCCCCCCGGCGGUUUCGGCAAGCCCGCGGGCCCGGGCGGCGGCGGCGGCGGCGUGAAGCUGCGGAACGGCGUGCGGCAGCUGGCCGUGCGGCCGCAGUCCGUCUUCGUCUCGGCGCCGCUGAAGGACACCAACGUGGUGAGCGGCUCCCUCCGGAGGAACGAGUCGCUCACCUCCGCCGACCAGCUCAAGGGCGGCGGCGCCGCCGUGCGCCGCAACUCCUCCUUCAGCGCGGUGCGGCCGCAGGGGGGGCCCGCCGACGCCAGGCUGAGGCAGCCGGACAAGGCGGGCGUGGGGGCGGGCACCACGGGCGGGGGCACCACGGGCGGGGGCACGGACGCCCAGAGGAACGGGAUCCCCGUCUCCGCCGUCCGGCCCAAGCCCAUCGAGAAGUCCCAGCUCAUACACAACAACCUCAGAGAAGUUUACGUCUCCAUAGCCGAUUACCGCGGCGACGAGGAGACCAUGGGGUUCCCCGAGGGGACCAGCUUGGAGGUUCUGGAGCGGAACCCCAACGGCUGGUGGUACUGCCAGGUUCUGGACAGCGGCCGGACCCAGAAGGGCUGGGUUCCCUCUAACUACUUGGAAAGAAAGAAGUAAAAAAAAAAACCUCUUACACUUUUUUCUCGUUCAGAAUAAUGCAAGUUCAUUUUUUUUUUUUUAAAACAAUGAAAAUCUAAAUCUAAACUAAAUGGAAAGAAGAGACACUUUUAGUGCUGGUUUACUAAAAUGUAUACGUCAAGACUGUAAAAAAAAAAAAAAAAACACAAAACAAAAAAAAAAAAAGUGAGUGAUGCAUUGUCAACUCAAAUGAGUGAGAAAAAACUGGGAGUGGCCACUCCCGGUGCCUUAAAAGUUGGGAUGGGGGAGGGGGGUUGGGGGGGCAGGAGGGUGUGGUGUUUUCAUUGAUAUUGAAGAUAAAAGAAAGUUAUUGGCUCCUUUCUGAAAGGGCUUAACGUAAGUAUCCAAAUGAUGCAGGGCCAUAUUGUGUGCCGUCGUACCUGCUCAGUUCUUUGUUUUUUUUUGAAUGCCAAAUGGGUGCCUUUGUUGAUUUCGAACAGGAUAUCUAUACUGAAGAAUCAACCAAACAGGAAUAAAUCUAAAAUUUGAAAAAUGACCAAAUUGAAUUUAGUGCCAUAGGCCUAUGUGCAUGAGGAUACCACCAAACAUAUGUUUUGUUAUCCAAAGUUUGAGAGAAAGAGAAGUUUCCACCCAAGGAUGUUAAAGCAAGAGUUUGAUCAAACUUGACUGCUCAAAACAAACAGGGAAAAAAAAUGUUGAACGUAAAAAAGCAACAACAUAAAAAGGAUGUCUUGGACUCAGUAACAUCUUCUGAGCCCAGUUGAGCAAAUCCUUUGUUCUUUUAAAAGUUUUUGUGUGUUUUUAGGUCUUGUAUGUUCUUGACUUCCUUAGAGAUGUAUUUCUGCUGUAGUCUUGUGAACAUCCAAACUACUCUCGUCAGCCUGAAAUUUGAAGUUCCUUUGACCCUCAAGCAGAUGGUCUGUUCUGUUGCCUUUUGGUCAGACUGAUCAGAUCAUCUGUUUGUGGGCCCAUUUUAAUUGGUUUAAAUUUAUAUUGUGUGCCUCACAUAUAACUGAUUACUUCUCCUUUAAGAAUAUAUACAACUAAAAUAAAUUAUUGCAAAAAAAAAAAAAUGUUAAUACUGUUAAGCUUGAAAUAAACUCAUCUCAUAUAACCAAGAAAGAAGAGCGAUGGGGUUAAAUUAAAACUGUUAAUUUACUUGAGUGAUUUAAAAAAAAGAAAGAAAAAAACUGCCCACCUUGAAUCCAGUGUUUACCCUCAAUGGAGUUUACGAAAUGUGUAAAAGUUGUUUUUUUUUCAUUCUUUUUUUUUACAUGUAGUUCCAGAAAAAAGAUAUUCUGUGUGUGUUGCUGCUUCAUGUGUUCAUGCACUGCUGCUGUUGCAGUGGUGUAGGAAAUAGUUUACGACGAACACAAAUCUGUACUGGAAGUAAGGCUUCAUAAUUGCCAGUGUAUCCCAGGGAUGUAGUAGCAUAGUGUCAAAACCCAAAAUGUGAUCAAACCAAAGAUGGACAAAGUUGUGUAGCUUUAGUAUUUUAUUAGGUGGGUACCCAGAAUGUGGUAUAUUCACCAGAAUACCCAAAAAUGGUUUCAGAAACGAAGAAUAAUUUUUGUUAUGGUAUUGAUAUCUGGAAGCACUUGAUAUCCUAGCCCCAGGACAAAUAAAAGCACAUAUUGUCACGCAGGGUUAAUUUCACAAGGACAUUCUAAUAUUGCUGUGCAGUAUUAUAAUUUUUUUAUAAGUUGAAUUUUAGGCAGUUGAAUUGACUUUGAAUUUAUCCUGUACCUUGUUUAAAGUACUGCAACAUAUUCAGCCCUAAAGAAUAUUGAAAAAAAUGAGAUAAAAUUAAAAAAACAA